AUGGGUUUAAUGAAGACUCCCCAGAUAUGUAAUUGUUUUCGUCUAUGGGAAAUCCAAGAAGCAGAUGAAGGAGGCAACGAACCCUCACCACUACACGCAGCGCCGAACUCCCCCAUCAUCGGCGGUGGUCACGGCUGUGCCGACUGCGUCGAGGACGACACUGCUGCGGAGGGCCUCCUGGGAAGGGGACAGGGACUUUCAUCGAUAGAGGAGGCGGCGAGCCGGGAAGCGUAG
This is a messenger RNA of Linum trigynum, 234 nucleotides long. The record is from the annotation of a GenBank genome assembly. Lineage: Eukaryota; Viridiplantae; Streptophyta; Magnoliopsida; Malpighiales; Linaceae.